ACGGCGUGUUUCAGGAAGACGCCGAGGUGAACGCUGGACUGGCAGCGUUACAAAUCCCAACACGCUGAGUGAAUAAAGUGUCCAUAACAUUAAAACACAUUUACCAAACAGACACAUACACGCUGACACCCACACACCCACACACAUGCACACAUGCACAUUAACACACAAACACAGACACACACCCACCCACCCACACACACACACACACACACACACGUCACCUCGUAUUCUUGGGGCUCAAUGCACUUGACAUGCGGUCUUGCAUUCUUGUGGUCCUCGCUUGUGCCCUGCCGUCCCUUCGCGUUGACGCCCGGAAAAUCAGAGGGAUAUCUCUGUCCUAUAAGCGCUUCUACAGGGAGAGAAAGUCGUUCCUGUGCAUCGAUGGCUCUAAGAUGAUCCUCUUCGAGCAGGUGAACGAUGACUACUGCGACUGCGAUGACGGUUCGGAUGAACCAGGCACGGCGGCCUGUCCAAAUGGCCGAUUCUACUGCGUCAACCUUGGCUUCCACCCCCGGUACAGUCCCUCCUCGCGGGUCAACGAUGGGAUCUGUGAUUGCUGUGAUGCCUCUGAUGAGUACGACAGCCCCGCUCGCUGCCUGAACACAUGCAGGGGUCUGGGGCAGAGGGAGCGCGCGGCGGUGGAGGACCAGAUGAGGGCUCUGGACGAGGGGCUGCGUCUGAGGCAGGAGCUCAUCCAGGAGGGGGUGCUAAUCUGGAGGGAGAAGCAGGGCCAGCUGAGGGAGCUGCAGAAGGUGGCGUGGGACCUCCAGGCCCGGCUGGAGGAGCACCGGGCCAGGAGGAGGAGGGGGGAGUACGGGGACAGCGGGGGCCCGAGGCCGCCGGCGCCGCCACCGGUUGCCCAGGACGACGCAGGUGAGGAGCGCGAGGCCGUCCCCUGA
Molecule: messenger RNA, 902 nt
Organism: Gadus macrocephalus (Pacific cod)
Lineage: Eukaryota; Metazoa; Chordata; Actinopteri; Gadiformes; Gadidae
Product: glucosidase 2 subunit beta-like
Exons: 6
Coding region: 255-902 (215 amino acids)
Biological process (GO): N-glycan processing; liver development
Cellular component (GO): glucosidase II complex
Source: RefSeq, a predicted model, not a curated record